Messenger RNA from Baudoinia panamericana UAMH 10762, 572 nucleotides. RefSeq lists its product as uncharacterized. The coding region runs from base 167 to 475 and encodes 102 amino acids. The transcript has 2 exons. NCBI's taxonomy places the organism in Eukaryota, Fungi, Ascomycota, Dothideomycetes, Mycosphaerellales, Teratosphaeriaceae. The record is from RefSeq and is a predicted model, not a curated record.
CGAAAGUUGCUGCCGAUGACGAAGGCUCGAGCGGCGGAUGAUGCCGUUGCGGAUCACGCGGCUGCCGCUUCGCAACGAGAUGGCGCAAGCAGGCGGGAUUUGCGGAGCACUGCCUCUACUUGCACAUACCAAAGCCCAGUUUUGACCGAGGCAGAGAAGGAGGGUGAUGAGGUGGAGGAGCUUGUCGCGGAAGUCUUGGGGCCAAGACGAAACUCCCUCGGACACGCAUCCCAACCUCUGCGCGCUGGCGCUUAAUGACGUAACUUGGCAUCGACGGCGAGGUCAAUGGUAUCCCUGUACUCUCGUGAUGAGAGUGCGCUUGGAUUGUCUGCUACAAUAUGCUGCUACAUGCUUGACAGCACCCGUGUGGGAGCUUAACUCUAGGCGGGACACAAUGUCAUCCGUGGCUAGAGCAGAGCGUGCCUUCCUCUUUUGCGCCGCACACAAGCCAUUUGUAAUGGUCCACUCAUGCUGAACCAGUCAGCCAACCAUGCCACCACUUAGACAACAAGCCCGAAACCAUGCCUGAGCCGUCCUACUUUUAUAUCUCGCCGAAUGCCGUAUGCCGUAUG